Triticum aestivum (bread wheat) is the source of this 501-nucleotide messenger RNA. RefSeq lists its product as uncharacterized. Lineage: Eukaryota; Viridiplantae; Streptophyta; Magnoliopsida; Poales; Poaceae. Gene Ontology annotation, cellular component: nucleus. Gene Ontology annotation, molecular function: deSUMOylase activity. The transcript is spliced from 3 exons. The coding region runs from base 64 to 501 and encodes 145 amino acids. Gene Ontology annotation, biological process: protein desumoylation; proteolysis. The record is from RefSeq and is a predicted model, not a curated record.
AUGUGUCAUCUAAUAUACUAUGUAUACUUUUAAUUGUAGGUCAUAAAUACGUACAUAAAUUGCAUGACUGCUACGGAGCAUCUACAAGUAAGGUCAGGUGGAACUGUGUUCUUAGAGAAUGCAUGCAUCUCUAAGAUGAUAAAGAUCGGUAGCUAUCUGCCCUCAGAUGACACGGAUGCUGCACCAGCAUGGGUAUUACACAGAGCCAAAGUGUAUUUGGAAAAUGAUAUGAUACACAUUCCAAUAAACAUGGACGACGUUCACUGGUACCUAUGUGUUAUAAAUGCCAGAAAACAAUGUGUUCAAGUGCUCGACUCGCUAGGCCCAUACAUGAACCGCAAGGACCUCAUUGAUACGCUAGAAGGACUGGAGGAUUUAUUCAAAUAUGCAUCCAAGCACAUGGAAUUAAAAUCCGACAAGUGGACUAAUUUAGAUGUUACAACAUGGAAAAGAGAAGAAUAUAUUAAGAGCGGUCUUCAAACGGAUGGGUACGCCUCCUAA